UGGUCGAGGUGGCUUUACCACGUCAGGGACUCCUGUAUGCAGACGGAUAUCUUCGUGUAUAUCUCUGAGUUGACAAACGGUGAAUGUAGCAGUUGAACGAAUAACUAAGGUAUUAUUUAAUCUUCCUUUGUUCGGAAACUUGUUGGCCGUGUCUGGUCCAGUCGUUGCCGAGCCGACGGGGCAUCAGACGUCACCGCGCCCCCGACCCCACUGAUCUUCUUUCCUCCGAAAUCCUACAGCUACAGCUUUUCACCUGCUCGCGCGCGACCACACCAAGGAUCGUUCAUACCGCACCCCAAAGUCUUAUUCUGUUGCGAUCCUUUCCACAUUGCUCCCGAAACAAUUGCAGCCAAGUCCGACCACAGCAACAUGCCUCCGCGACGUGCCGCCGCCAGCGCGAAAGCCGAAGCAGCCAAGGACACUGUCCUCGACACCGCCAGCACUGCGACCGAGAAGGUUGUCAAGGCUGAGGAGGACGUCAAAGAUGCUCUGGCUUCUCAAGGAGAGUUUCGCGAUCCAUAUCCGGAUAUGACGAUCCGGAGACCAAAACUUCCCGCGUACGCGCAGUUUCCGCUUGCUGCAACGUUGAGCUUCGCGCUCGCAAGCACAGGCUACAGCUUGUUGGGGGAGUUUACCAAAGGAGAAUUGGCGAGCGUGAGCCGGAGCCAGGACACUUGGGGCGAGAUCGGAAUCUUGGUCAGUUGGAGACUCAUCGAGCUGGCGCUGGGCUGGUUUGGUAACAUGGACAGCAUCGAUGUUGCGGCGAUGGACCUCUUGUCGCACGGGCCUUCUCUGUAUCUCUUGACAGCUUUCUACGGUUUGAGCCCUUCGACUGGCAUGCUCUCACUCUUGGUCGACAUCACUUCCGCCGCCGUGCCAUUCUAUCUUCUACGACCCCUGUCCGCUGUUCAUUCCGGAUCCUCCAAGCUUCCCAACCGCGAGCUUGUUGGCUUUGGCCUCCAGGCCUACACGACAGCUCUGUCGACUGGAAUCUACGCCGUCACCAUUGUGCUAUCGCUUCGUCUUCUGCUGCCCCGCAUUCUCGUCAUCUACUUCUCCGGUCUCCCAACUCUCGAGCCAGCCUACUCUGCGUCCUAUGCCGCCAUUCUGCCGGUCGCACUUGCCUUUGGCGCAGCGGCCAGCAACUUUAUCUACGCGCCGUUCGCCACCACCGACAAGGUCAAGGAGGACGAGAAGAUUGGCGAGUUUGACCCCGCCACUGCGACGCUGCGCGAAACCGUCGAGUGGAACAUUGCUGGCUACACAGCCAAGACCAAGGUGAUCGUCCGCCGCACCGCGACGGCCGCGUUCGUGACGGCUUUCAACACCUACCUUGCCUGUACGAUGACUGUGUAUGGCAUCGCAUCGACAGGCGCUGCUACCUAUGCAGCCGUCUGGGUGAGCGCUGUUCUGAGCUCAGGUCUGGGCCUCGCGUACGUCGGAUCAGAGUAAGCCAGCCCAGAUGCACGGGAGCUU
Molecule: messenger RNA, 1476 nt
Organism: Emericellopsis atlantica
Lineage: Eukaryota; Fungi; Ascomycota; Sordariomycetes; Hypocreales; Bionectriaceae
Exons: 3
Coding region: 370-1452 (360 amino acids)
Source: RefSeq, a predicted model, not a curated record